This is a messenger RNA of Vespa mandarinia (Asian giant hornet), 2522 nucleotides long. RefSeq names its product protein bric-a-brac 1. The record is from RefSeq and is a predicted model, not a curated record. NCBI's taxonomy places the organism in Eukaryota, Metazoa, Arthropoda, Insecta, Hymenoptera, Vespidae. Gene Ontology annotation, cellular component: nucleus. Gene Ontology annotation, molecular function: protein binding; DNA binding. Gene Ontology annotation, biological process: regulation of transcription by RNA polymerase II.
GGCUGGCGGGCGCUGUUGCCGUCUCUCCGCGUCGUCCGCGCUCGGUCGCGCUCGGCGAGUGUGUGCCGCCGCUUGCGCCUUUCAGUCGCGACGCGCUCGUCACGGGGUGCAGUUCGUCGUCGUGUACGCCGUGUCUCGUCGCCGUCGCUCUCGUGCGCCACGCUUUUUUCCGCCCCCCCGUUCUUAAGCAGUUUUCUUUUCACGCGGUCGACCGCGUUUCUUCUCGCGGUGUGCUCGCGCGCAUACACGAAACAAAAACGCAUACGCACGCACGCACGUUACAAGCAAGCACGUUAUUUACGCGCGCACUUUCGAUUUAAAGAAAAAUAAAAAAAACGCGUCGUCGUCGUCGUCGUCGUCGUCGUCGUUGUCGUCGUCGUUGUUGUUGUUAUUAAUUUUGCGUUAAGCCUGCAUAUAAGAUCUAUAAGCGCGAACGUAUUAACGCGCGGAAUAUUAUCACGCCGGUACGAAACCGCGUGUUCGCAAAUCUCGCGCCUUUUUCUCUUGACCGUCUCCCUCGCACGAAUCACCUCCCCCCCACCCACCCACCCAUCCUAACUCCUGCCUCAUCUCCGAAACAUAGUUCUCGCGCUAUUUAAUUCUCGCCGGUGGUGCGUGUUCUCUUUGUGGUGGGUGUUGAUUUGGUGAAUGAACGAGAGAAAGAGAGAGAUAUGAAAAUAGAUCGAUGAGAGAGAAUGAACCCGAGAAAACGUAUAUGAGAAUUUUGAAGGACAAGGACAAGAGAGUUGUGUAGGCUACGUGUUAUAGGCUAAAUCAGAGAACUGUUGAGAUACGAUUUGUCGAGUGUGGAAAGAAGGGUGGGGGGGGGGUUGUCAAACGAAGACAAAACGAUGUUCGGUCAAGAUUUGUCUCUGGGGGACCAAGAUUACAGAGUCCUCCGUUGAAGUGAGUGAGAGAGAGAGAGAGAGAGAGAAAGAGGGAGGGAGAGGGAGAGAUUGAAAGAGAAAGAGACAGAGAGAUAGAGUGAUAGAGAGAAAGAGAGAGAGAGAGAGGCACGCGUGUCCGACACGAGGCCGUCCGUUGUUGGCCGGCACGAGACGCGCGAAUAACCGGGCAGCGCGCGCGCGCGCGCGUCUCACCCCUCAAUAGAGAUAGUCGAAUCCUCGUCAUCGUCGUCAUCGUUGCUUCUCCGUAUACGGUGGUACGUGUUGCAGAUGCGGGCUCGCUGAUCGUGACGGCUUUGUUAGGAUUUUUGGAGGACGUUGGAAACGAGGGGAAGAAGAAGAGGAGAGAAGACGAAGAAGAAGAGGAGGAGGAGGAGAAGUGGAGGGGAAGAAGGAGGUGGAGGAGGAAGAAGAAGAAGAGGAGGAAGAAGAAGAGGAGGAGAAGGAGGAGGAGGAGGACAAGGUGAAGAAGAAGAAGAAGAAGAGGAGGAGGAAGGAAGGAAGGAAAAAAGAACGUGGAAUCGAAAUAUCAUUAUUUAGUCGAAAAUGACGCAGCAAAGUGGUGCUGGGUCACCCCAGCAAUUCUGUCUAAGAUGGAACAAUUAUCAGACGAAUUUAACGAACGUGUUCGAUCAGCUGUUGCAGAGCGAAAGCUUCGUCGACGUAACACUCGCCUGUGACGGGCAUAGCGUGAAAGCGCACAAGAUGGUACUUUCGGCAUGUAGCCCGUAUUUCCAGGCAUUAUUCUUUGAUAAUCCGUGCCAGCAUCCAAUUGUCAUAAUGAAAGACAUAAAGUGGCCAGAGUUGAAGGCGGCCGUAGAAUUCAUGUACAAGGGCGAGAUCAACGUGUCACAGGAACAGAUCGGUCCAUUGUUGAAGGUUGCCGAAAGUUUAAAAAUACGUGGCCUUGCGGAUGUAAACAGCGAACAAGAAUUAACGUCAAGGCCAAGCCUCGUAGAGGAGGCUACGAAUGCGGCCGCACUUCAUAGGAAAAAACGACGUCGAAUAUCUGGUGAAAGAUCGCCGAACGGCAAUAGUCCCGAUCACACGGGCUCAGCCGGUAGCACAACAGGCGGAACGGGUAGUAUGAUCGAUGAUCAAGAGCCAAGCGGUCCAACAAGCAUGGUCAUUCCCGAAGUUCACGCUCUUAUACCGAACAGCUCGACCCCGCGUUCUCUCGGCUCGCCAAGUACGCCGAGCGUUUCUGUGACGCCGCAGAUCAACCUUCAAGAAUUACCGGUCUCCUUGCCUCUACCACCACCCCCACCGCCGCCGCCGCAAGGACAGCCGAGCUCGCACCCCAUGCCCGCUCACCACGUGCCCGGCCACGUGACUUCCGGACCGCACCCGUCCGUCAACCACCUAGCCGCCACCCACGGGCAACAGCUAGUCGCUCAACAGCAACAGCAGCAGCAUUUGCAGCAGGUACAGGUCAAUCAGCCUGGCGACGACCUCGAGAUCAAGCCUGGCAUCGCAGAGAUGAUUCGCGAGGAGGAAAGGGUAAGUUUCUAUCUAUUAUUCAUCUUCGUUUUCUUUUCGGUCAUUACGUUACGUUCAUUUCAAUUUUUAAAAUUCAAUUAUAUCGAAGAAGAACCUUUGCCCGUUUGUUGCGAGUAG